CGAUGCGAACAAACGACUUCAGGACACAAACGACGUCCUAAGGGAGUUAUUAGAUAUAGGAGUUAUGCCUUAUGACAAACAAACUACAUAUGGGGAUUUGGGCAAACGAGGAUCGAUUAUUGGAGACUAUCUUCAGGCUGGAAUGACUCCCAUGGGGUUUAUGAAAACAAAACAACGGCCCUCCGGAGGAACAGAAGAAGAGUAUUCUGUUGAUAUCGCUAAAUAUCGACAGAUGUCGCUAAUGUCUGUCGGUAUGAACAAGGAUGAUAAUUAUAAGAUGGACAGUUUAGGAGAUGACAUGGACAGUGGAUUUUCCACGAUCCAAGAUCCAUUCGAGUCCGAAGUUGCCAGUGAGGAAAACGUGGAUGAGGAAAAUGAGAGUCUUGAGAGAAAAAUUUGGUCAACUACAAGGAAAGAUUCGACUUCUUCCAUCCAUACACAGUCUAGUAGUCAGAAGAGUAGCUUUCAGCAGCUAAAAUCUUAUUUCAAACCUCAAAUCCACUCAGACUCGCAGACUGUUUCAGUCUUUGCUAGAAAAGCAGAAAGUGACAUUUUGGAACACAAACUACCACGAGAGUACAGUAAUACAGACGCCCAAUCAGAAGGUGGGACACCAUUUAAUCAGACUUUGAAUCAGUUAUUGAAUGUGGAUUCUGAGCCUGCCAGCAACUUUCGACCUCAUGUAUCUAGUACAUCGUCACCCGUAUCUUCAAUAGCCGAUAAACGUGUUCCAACACCUCAAUUUUCAUUCAAAUGGAGCCCAGUUCGACCCAAUAAAAUUCCUUCUCCUGGUCCUCAAACUUGUUCUGACAUUAAUAGGAAGCUUGCAAAUCGUGAUGAACAAGCUGCCAUUGCAGGUGGAGAUGGUCAAUCCCAAAUCAAGACACUGAAAGAGGUGAGAGAGCAAGUUACAGGUGAUAGUGACAGUUUUGAACCCACUGGACCCCCAGACAGAACGUACAAAGUGGUUUUUAUUGGAGAUGCAGCAGUAGGAAAGUCGUCUAUGAUAAUCAGGAUCAGCAAAGGAUUGUUUGUUGGGAACAUCACAUCAACCUUGGGUGUGGACUUUCAAAUGAAAUCCCUGAGAGUUGAUAAUCGGAAUAUUGCGGUUCAACUAUGGGAUACAGCAGGACAGGAAAGAUUCCGCAGUAUAACCCAGUCUUACUUCCGUAAAGCCGAUGGUAUAAUGUUGGUGUACGACUGUACCAGUGAACAUUCUUUUUUAAAUGUUCGACAGUGGAUGGAUGCUAUUGAU
Molecule: messenger RNA, 1255 nt
Organism: Limulus polyphemus (Atlantic horseshoe crab)
Lineage: Eukaryota; Metazoa; Arthropoda; Merostomata; Xiphosura; Limulidae
Product: ras and EF-hand domain-containing protein homolog
Exons: 8
Molecular function (GO): GTPase activity; GTP binding
Source: RefSeq, a predicted model, not a curated record